AUGGCUUCCUAUCAACUUCUAGAUCAAAGAGAGGAGGAUGAACUACACAAAUCUCGCCUUCUUAAUGUCGAAGAGAAACCUUUCAAACGAAUCACUAAACGUCUACUCACUCCUGGAUUCGUCACUACACCUAGCAAACUUCCUACACCACCAUUAGAUACCAACGAAGAGAUUGGGGAAGUUGAUCAGCAAAAGGUUCUUGAUGAGCGUCGUCAAUUGCGCGAAGAUGUACUCCUCGAUUUCGCAGCAUUUGAUAGCAGUCUCGCGCGCAUCCAAUUUCUUCGCGAUAGUAAUGAACGCGAACGCGAGAGGUAUAAGGCCGACAAGGAACAUAUUUUGGAAACAGCACAAGCGGUGAGAGAUAGUACCGCUCAGUUAAGAAUUCAAUUGGAAGAGGCGAAGACUACGUUAGAACAGAGGAAAAAGUUUGACGAAUUGGCCGAGAAAAUUACGAAUAAUAUGUUAUUGCGACCACGAAAGGAUCAAGAAAUUAAUUUGAGGAAAUUGGAAGAGGAGUGCAAGGAGUUAGAAAGAGAAAGCAGAACAUAUGGUGAAACAUGGAAAGAGAGGAGAGAACAAUUUGGUAGAAUUGUUGAGGAGGGAAUGCAAUUGAGGAGGUUGAUCAGAGAUGAGAAAGAAGAGGUCGAAAGACGAGAAGGAAUGGACGGAGGGGAGGAAGAUGGCGAGGUUGGUGAUGGUGAUGGACCGACUCCCCAAAGGCGAAGCAGUACAAGUGACGAUGCAACACCAAGACAAGAAAGUCCAGAAAGAGAUACACUUAAACCCAAACCCAUGCCUUCUGGAUCAAUAUCAAGAUCCGGCUCAAGGCCCGGUUCAAGACCUGCUUCAAGGUCUGGUUCAAGGCCUGGCUCAAGAGGUAGAUCAACAAGUCGAAUAGCAUCUCCAACACGAUCAGAACGAGCUAGAAGUCGUAAACGUAGAGGGGAAGAGGGAGAAGGGGAAGAUUUUGCAAUGACAGAUGCAAGUGCUAGACAAGUGGAUAUGGAUCAUUCAGCCGACACACCUAUGGCGGAUGGGAUGAAUUCAACACAAGUAGGAACACCAAGAGUCACGAUUAAUGAACCAGAAGAAGGAUCAAUAGAUGAGGGAGAAGUUGGUGAUAAGAUGGAUACCACAUAG
This is a messenger RNA of Botrytis porri, 1140 nucleotides long. RefSeq lists its product as uncharacterized. The coding region runs from base 1 to 1140 and encodes 379 amino acids. Gene Ontology annotation, biological process: mRNA processing. The transcript has a single exon. The record is from RefSeq and is a predicted model, not a curated record. Lineage: Eukaryota; Fungi; Ascomycota; Leotiomycetes; Helotiales; Sclerotiniaceae. Gene Ontology annotation, cellular component: THO complex part of transcription export complex.